Messenger RNA from Magnolia sinica, 2587 nucleotides. Its product is annotated as protein LOW PHOTOSYNTHETIC EFFICIENCY 1, chloroplastic. NCBI's taxonomy places the organism in Eukaryota, Viridiplantae, Streptophyta, Magnoliopsida, Magnoliales, Magnoliaceae. The coding region runs from base 254 to 2488 and encodes 744 amino acids. The transcript has a single exon. The record is from RefSeq and is a predicted model, not a curated record. Gene Ontology annotation, molecular function: protein binding.
UAGAAUCUGCUUCAGACACGCAGCACAAUUGCAAAAGCAAGACUCUCACAGAAUACCCGUAUCUCAUCAUCCCAAUCAUCUCAAAAGGUAAGAACAAUCCAUCUCUCCUUUCAAAGAAACAAAAUGGGUGUUUGCUCUUUCUUCUAUUCUCAUCUUUGAAAAUUGCUAUAGAAAGCUGGUCAUGAGAAUAGGUUCUUUUCUCUCUCUCUAGAAUGGGAUUUUGCUUUCUGGGUCUUUGCAAAUCCCCCCUAGAAUGCAGGCUCUGAGCAUCUGGCCUUCGAAAAUGGACAUUUUGGCAACACCCAAUUUGAAUUUUGAUCUUGGUUCUUGCAUUUCGAAGAAAUUAUGGAGCUUUGGUUCCAAUCUUUCACUUGUUUCAAUCAAUUCAAUGGGAAUUAGCAGCUUCCGUAGCGGACUGAAUUGCCGUCAGGUUCGGAAUCUCGAUAGCCGAAAUGGAUUUUCUACCGAUCGCUCGAAACCCAACUCGGUUCUUGUUCACAACCGGAAGAGCGGCUCUUUUGGGGCAAUGGUUGGUUCGGCUUGGGCUUUGGAGCAGGAAGUGGGCGGGGUUGAAAUUACACAAGGAGCAUUGAAUUUGAAUUGUGGGUUUUCAGAGGAAUCUGAGAAUGACAAGGACAGUCGUGAUACAGAAGGAGGAGACUGUGAAAACAGAAGCAAAUUACGUGAAGAGAAGAGUGGGAAGAUCGAUGUUCGUGCAUUGGCGCAUAGUUUGCAGUGUGCAAAAACUGCUGACGAUGUGGAGGAAGUUCUUAAAGAUUUCAAAGAGCUACCUCUUCCUGUAUAUUCGUCGAUGAUUAGAGGUUUCGGCAUUGAUAGGAAAUUGGAUUCAGCCAUUGCUCUCGUUGAAUGGCUUAAAAGAAAGAAGAAGGGUUCCCGUGGUUUUUCUGGCCCAAACCUUUUCAUCUACAACAGUCUUUUGGGUGCUCUGAAGCAAUCAGAACAAUUCGGACAAGUCAAUAAAGUGAUGGAAGAUAUGAAAAAGGAAGGCAUCAUCCCCAACAUUGUAACGUACAACACUUUGAUGGCAGUUUAUCUCGAACAAGGCCGUCCAAAGGAGGCUCUUGGCAUUAUGGCUGAAAUCCAGGAGAAGGGUCUAUCUCCGUCUGCUGUGACGUAUUCAACAGCCUUACUUGCAUAUCGAAGAAUGGAAGAUGCAGAUGGGGCGCUUCAGUUCUUCGUUGAAACAAGGGAGAAGUAUCGUAAGGGGGAGAUUGGAAAAGAUGCAGGUGAGAAUUGGGAGAAUGAACUUGUUAAGCUUGAGAAUUUCAUGAUUCGCAUUUGCUACCAGGUGAUGCGGAGGUGGCUUGUGAAAAGAGAUCAUUCAACUACCAAUGCCUUAAAGCUUCUUGCCGAUAUGGAUAAGAUGGGGCUCCGGCCCGGUCAAGCGGAAUACGAGCGCCUUGUGUGGGCGUGUACCAUGGAAGGCCACUACCUUGUAGCGAAAGAGUUGUAUAGAAGGAUAAGGGAAACAGAGAGUGAUAUUAGCUUGUCAGUCUGCAACCAUUUGAUAUGGCUGAUGGGGAAGGCGAAGAAAUGGUGGGCCGCAUUGGAGAUUUAUGAGGACUUGUUGGACAAGGGGCCAGAACCCAAUAAUCUAUCGUAUGAGCUGAUUGUUUCUCAUUUCAAUAUACUGCUUACUGCAGCAAGCAGAAGGGGAAUUUGGAGAUGGGGUGUUAGGUUGAUCAAUAAGAUGCAAGAUAAAGGCCUAAAACCAGGAAGCAGAGAGUGGAAUGCAGUUCUUGUUGCCUGCUCCAGGGCAUCAGAGACUUCGGCUGCAGUUGAAAUAUUUAGGAGGAUGGUCGAACAAGGUGAAAAACCUACAAUCCUUUCUUAUGGGGCAUUGCUUAGUGCCCUUGAGAAAGGGAAGAUGUAUGAUGAGGCUCUCCGGGUAUGGGAGCAUAUGUGCAAGUUGGGUGUCAAGCCGAAUUUGCAUGCAUACACAAUUCUUGUCUCGGUUUACAUUGGACAAGGGCGGCCCGAGGAGGUGGAUUCAGUCAUCCGGGAGAUGGUUGCGUCUGGAAACGAUCCGACUGUCGUCACCUACAAUGCGAUCAUAAGCGGCUGUGCACGGAACAGUAUGGGCAGUGCUGCAUUUGAGUGGUUUCACCGCAUGAAAGUUCAGAACAUCACGCCGAAUGAGAUUACAUACGAGAUGCUGAUUGAAGCUCUAGCCAUAGAUGCGAAGCCGAGACUUGCGUAUGAGAUGUAUUUGAGGGCUCGCAAUGAGGGGCUGCGUCUUUCUUCAAAGGCUUAUGAUGCUGUUGUACAAUCAUCACAGAAUUACAAUGCGAGUAUAGAUACAAGUGCUUUAGGACCUCGGCCAGCAGAAAAGAGAAAAGGUUUAAAGACGAGAAAGGUCUUGUCAGAGUUCUGUGAACUAGCAGACGUACCUAGGAGAGGUAAACCGUUCCACAAAGAUGAAAUUUAUACUUCACAAACACAAGGAUAUAACAGAAAUUCACUAUGAUACAAUCAACAUAAAGCACUGUACGUAUUGGAAUUCUCCCUUAACAUUUGUAGUUCGGUAUACAUUUCCCCUUGAGAAUUCAACAUGCCUAUUAUCAUA